This is a messenger RNA of Schizophyllum commune H4-8, 1308 nucleotides long. RefSeq names its product RNA-binding domain-containing protein. Lineage: Eukaryota; Fungi; Basidiomycota; Agaricomycetes; Agaricales; Schizophyllaceae. The transcript has 4 exons. Gene Ontology annotation, biological process: regulation of mRNA stability; nuclear-transcribed mRNA catabolic process, nonsense-mediated decay; cytoplasmic stress granule assembly. The record is from RefSeq and is a predicted model, not a curated record. Gene Ontology annotation, cellular component: cytoplasmic stress granule. Bases 1 to 1308 code for a protein of 435 amino acids. Gene Ontology annotation, molecular function: mRNA binding.
AUGAACCCCAUGGCGAUGGCGGCACCAGCGGAGGCCCCGCGGCGCGCUCACCUCUACGUCGGCAAUCUGAGCCCUCGGGUUACCGAGUACAUGCUCACCGAGAUCUUUGCCGUCGCGGGACCCGUCCAGCACGUAAAAAUAAUCCCAGACCGCAACUACCAGCACGGUGGCCUUAACUAUGGCUUUGUCGAAUACCUCGACAUGCGCGCGGCGGAGACGGCCCUCCAGACGCUCAACGGGCGCAGGAUAUUCGACACUGAGAUCCGCGUCAAUUGGGCGUACCAGGGGCAACAGAACAAGGAAGAUACGACGAACCACUACCACGUCUUCGUCGGCGACCUCUCCCCUGAGGUGAACGACGAUGUCCUCGCGAAGGCGUUCAGCGCGUUCGGCACGCUCUCGGACGCGCGUGUCAUGUGGGACAUGAACUCGGGCAAGUCGCGCGGGUACGGCUUCCUCGCGUUCCGCGACAAGACGGACGCGGAGCAGGCGAUCGCGACGAUGAACGGCGAAUGGCUCGGCUCGCGCGCGAUUCGCGUCAACUGGGCGAACCAGAAGACGCAGGGCAGCCUCGGCGGUGGGGGCGGCGGCGGGGGCCCCGUUGGUAGCCCCAUUGGCGGCCCGCCCGCGAUGGCGCGUCCCAUGGGUGCUGGUGGCGCGCCUGCGCCCAUGAACCUGGCUGGCGGCCCGCUCUCAUACGAGCAGGUCCUCACGCAGACCCCCGCCUACAACACCACCGUCUACGUCGGGAACCUCGUCCCGUACUGCACGCAGGCCGACCUUAUCCCGCUCUUUCAAACCAUCGGCUACCUGUCUGAGAUCCGCAUGCAGGCCGACCGUGGCUUCGCGUUCGUCAAGCUCGACACGCACGAGCAUGCCGCGAUGGCGAUCGUGCAGUUGCAGGGGCAGAUGGUCCACGGCCGCCCGAUCAAGUGCAGCUGGGGGAAGGACCGCGCGGACCCGAACGCGGCGGCUGCGGGUGCCGCGGCAGUCACGGCGACCCCGAUGAGCCCGACCGCGGGUUCGCCCUACGGCAAUAUGCCGAUGUAUGGCAUGCCUCAGCCGAGCCAGUACGGCCAAUAUAGCUUUGGCGGGUAUGCCAGCCCCAGCUCGCCCAGCAUGCCACAAGCGGCAGCCGCUGCUGGCCUUGGUCUCGGGGCUGCAGGCGCGACGGCGGGUGCGGAUCCUACAGCGGCUGCUAGCGCAGCUGCUUGGGGCGCGGACCCGACUUCCUACUACCAGAACUACUGGAGCUACUACGGACAGACUGCCCCCGGCGCUACGGGCGACGUGAUGCCGCCCUCGUAA